UUAAGAAGUGCGCAUAUUCAUCCCAAAUGUGUCGGCUGAAAAUAGCAACAACUACAGUAAACUAGGAUCAUGAAGUGAACCUCCUUCGUUCCACAUCGCGUGACUCAUCGACUAUCUCCUCUUCAAUUGAUUCUCUACUGCUGUUUUUAAACGCUUUCGCAGAGCGUCUACUAACCGAAGCUGCUAGCUCAGCAUUGUGAAUGAGCUUGAUGACGGAAGCAACAUCAUGUUGUUCGCAACUAGCGACGAGCGUUUACCGCGUAUCCCAUCGUCUCUGACCGACGUAGCGCCAGGGGUGUACAAUCUAGGAUGCGUGACAGUACUGCUGCUUCUCGCCGUGUGGGCCGCAGACAUUGCGCAGCGAUGGUUGGAGUAUCUCGAGCUCCAUCUCCAUCUCGUUGGACAAGGCAAUACCCCUGGUCGCAUUAUGCUUGAUGAAUGCAUCUGUUGUACGAGGACAUGAUAGAGGAAGAUGAAGUAGUUCUGCUCAUCAACAACAACAUCUGACAUCCUGUAGUUGCGUGUAGUUGCGACACCCUAUUCUCUUCCUCUGCAUCUCGUAAUUAAUCAUGAUAGAGACUACACUCCAAAAAUAGGUACAGUUCUUCAUUAUUUCCUUGUCUAUCUAAUCAGCAUGGCGGGUUGAGUGCGACGGCACGUGUGUUGAAGCUACCUGGGCUCAGUGUCUAUCGAAACGACUUGGAGCGGUUGUGUCGAUUGCACUUCAACUUAUGCAAUUAUUUAACUACGAAGACUUUUUGCGUUUGCGUCAACAUGACACGUAAGUACUAAGUCUUAAAGUCAAUAAAGAUAAGACUGAAGCAUGGAACACUUGUGUACUUCAGAAAGAAUAGUGAUGAUCAUCUACUUCAUCAAGGUCUAAAAAAGCAAGUCCUGCGACAGCGUUACAGUCAACCAGCAACACCGUUGCCCCGUUGGCUCCUGGCAGUGCACGUUGCGCAUGACCAUUUGAAAUGCGAGGUGGAGAAAUCGACUUCUUCGUCCUCAACAACUACAAACUCUACUACUACAAGCACAACUCCAACUCCUGUAGAAGUCCUGGUGGUCAACAAAACAACUACACCAAGGCAACCUCCUCGAGAACAUACUUUACGAUUGCGAGUGGUCUACCAAACGCGCUCUCGAACAGGCAGCGUUCGCGCGCAACUACUGCUUGGUGUCAAAGCCGAAGAGUGUCAGCGGUUAGCCACGUCGUUGGAGCAUAGUGCUUUUAUGAAAAGAGCUUACUGGUGGCGCCACGAGCAGGUCUAAAUGAACUUGAAACUCCUCUAGCAGGCGUUCAUGUUAAAUUUAUGAUUUUUGAAAUUCAAGUUGGAUGAACCGAAUCUCAUGAUUCAAGGGGAGUUUGAGUAAUUGAAAAGAUCGAAGAGCAUGAAGUAGAAGCACGCAAAGAGCGAUCUCUUUGUUGUCUCUAACUUUGGCUCGUCGUCCUCGUCCUCCAGUCGUACGCGAGCCCUGCUCUCUCGAUCGGCUAAAGCGCAAACGAAGAAUGGGGAAUCAACCCUAGUAUCAGGAGACUCGAGUAGUAGCUCAAGUUAUGAGGUGAUGCGACAAAAAUGUACAACUGUAGUUGACGUACUCAACAAAGAUGGUCAGUUCAACAUUGGAGGAGCAAGAAAAAGGAGCAAGAAACAGAUAGAACAGACAACGUUUUUGCUUGUCACGUUCAUCAGUUCUUGACUGUGGCGGUAAAUCAUAUUCUUGAUCUAGGGCAUGCGUGCAUGCUUCCGCACACUAAGUUGGGAGGAUCUUUAUCUGAGAUCUCUAAUCUUUUGCAGCAGGGUCAUGGUCAUCGGCAGGGCGAAUGCCAUUCGUGGUUCCAACUACCUUUCAAGCGAGGUACCGAUCCGACGUUGUCACAUUGGGAGAAAGAGUCAGGACAAGUGUUGAUGGAGGAGAUCGAAAAGGAAUAACAUCCGCUUCGACUGGAGUAGCAGAAUUUACAGUAGAAAAUGUCGAUUUGAACUUAGUACGACAACGGCGUGUUCCGAUUCUGUUAGCCUUUCAAUAUGAGAAGAGUACAUGUGCAAGAUCAAGAAGCACUACUUCUAGUGCUUGUGCUGGGACAGAUGAAACCAUAUCGACCCAGCAUGAAACCAAGGACGGAAUCGGCGGCAACGUCGACCACGUUAAACAACACGAAGAAGGCUUCUUAGAGGGCAAACAUGAAGUAGACUUCUUAGAGGGCAAACCGAUUCGAGAUGCACCAGUGGAGCUUUCCCUCUUUAAGCUGCCAAAGUUGCCAUCGGCAGCAGGAACAAAAGCAGGGUCAACGCAAAGUUUGAGUCUCGAAUGCAUUCGACAAGUAGCACUCGUGCAACCGCUUCAUCUUGAUCAGGCAGCUGAUCAUGAUAGACAGAACGAGCCGACGAUGGUCGAAGAGCAGACAAUCUUCGGUUUUGAGGACGCAGAAGAUACAGAGGUACUCGCUUAUGGUUGUCUUAGUGGCACAAGAACUGACACUGCUCUCAUUCCUCGUCUCUUGUUGUAAUGCUGUCAAGGUCAUCAACGAUCAUUUCAUCGGCACGUGGUCAAAUACACACAUUCCACAGGAUCCAAGCGAGUGCAUGAUCUGUUAUGAGCGCCAGAGGAAUACGAUGUUGCUUCCGUGUCGACACUGCAGCACCUGCUCUGUUUGCCUGCGGUCGCUUCGGGAGGAGAAAUGCCCCCUAUGUCGUACUGUCUUUGAAAAGCACGUGCGCUUUCCGUACAAAAGAAAGGGGCCUCGAAGGCGCGCUCGUUCAGGCAGAAAGGGAUCGGAUGACGACGACGAUGAUGAUAGUGUUAUGUCUACAAGUUUUUGCGUCCUCUCAAUCUCUUUGGUUGUGGAGUGAAACUUUUUUAAAGGAAAAAAGCCUCUAUCCAUGCAUAGGAAUUUCAACCAUUCGAUUUAGGAAGGGAUCUUUGGUACAAUUAAUUUUAGAUUGCAGCCAUGAUCUUCUUCGACUUCAUUGCUCUAAUGCUGGCACCGGCGGCAGUGGAUCACAACAAGGGCAAAACCAGCGACAAGGGUCGAAGCGCGUUGCACCUGAAGGGAAUAACGACAGUAAUGCAAGCACGCGUGGCGGAGGUUCUUCAUCUUCGUCGGGAACUCGAAGCACAUCUUCAGGUGAAAAUAAUCUUCGUCGUAAUUCAUUUUAUAAAAUGCGUGUUGAUCGCACCUCUACUAGGACUCUGCAGUUGAAGAAAGGUAGCAAGUACAAAGACCGAAUUGCGGUUGCUAUUUGCAAUCCUGAUGAAGAGGAUAGAAGAGGAAGGCUCGAGGGAAGGAACAAUCCGAGCAGCACCACAAGUCGAACCACAGGUGAUGAGACAGUUACAGACGAACAGGAACAAUCUACCUCGCCACUCCCAGACGUAGAACUUGACGACUAUCCCACUGGGAAUCAACGCCGUAGUUUUUUGUCGAUAACAUCAAGAAGUACAACAGGAGGAACAAGAUCGCAGAUUAUUCAAGACGAGGAGGGCGACCUCGAAGAUUUUCAUGGGGAGGACGUAGGUGAUACAACAAGUGGAAGUGGCGCAAUGACCAAUGCUCGUGCUAGUCGUAGAGCUAGAAGAAGCCACGUCAUAGUACGAGCACCACAUGCGCAAACAAACAUAGCGUCCACCCACCAUGAGUCGUCUUCCCGCCAAGAAGGAGCUACAACAUUGUUGUGGCCGUUUAGAUUAGAGAAUGUCCGAGCAAUGUUGGAUUCCUCAUGGUGGAGUCGUCGGAUGGAUAUGGUAGCAAGGGAACCUUUGUUAGAAGUGCGCGGCGCCAUUGAAUGACUACCACAAGCAGCUUGUCAGACAGUGGGAUCGUUCCAGAUUCUCAGGAACGACCACGACAACGAACCAAAGAUGAAUACAGUGAUGAUCUACAAACGCUUUGAUUUGAUCCGCCAACCACAGGAACUGGGAAUUUUUUAUUUGUCCGCUGGUGGGAUGAAAGGUGUUAGUUGUAGAACGCUGAAAAUGUAGUCCUCACUGUUUGUCGUCAGAAG
This is a messenger RNA of Amoebophrya sp. A25, 4007 nucleotides long. The record is from the annotation of a GenBank genome assembly. Lineage: Eukaryota; Dinophyceae; Syndiniales; Amoebophryaceae.